Messenger RNA from Mizuhopecten yessoensis (Yesso scallop), 15620 nucleotides. RefSeq names its product E3 ubiquitin-protein ligase UBR4-like. Lineage: Eukaryota; Metazoa; Mollusca; Bivalvia; Pectinida; Pectinidae. The record is from RefSeq and is a predicted model, not a curated record. Bases 6 to 15389 code for a protein of 5127 amino acids. Gene Ontology annotation, molecular function: protein binding; zinc ion binding. The transcript has 112 exons.
GAAAAAUGGCUACGAGUCCAGGGAUGAAGUGGUCAGUGAGCGUAAAACCGCUCCUGACUGCUUCUUACUCGUCAUUCAACAAAGAUGAUCUACCUGGAUUUGCAAAAGCUUUAACCAAAAGUGAAAAAGACAUUCUCGAACAUGAAGCUCAACAUGAAAAGUUCUAUUCUGCUUUUGUGGCACUGGCUUCACACUAUAUGAGUGCAAGUGCCAGAUCGGUACCAUCAGCCCACCUUGGAUCUGUGUCCAGUGCAUGUCGUGUACUACUGAAGUUUCUGCUGACAAAAUUACAGACCUAUCAUGAUGAGUGCUGCAUUACACAGAAACACCUGAUGAUGUUGAUCAAGGCACUGUGUACAGGGAGUAGUGGUCUAAACAAGGCCGAUGUUACAUCUUAUGUAGCUGUCCUUCGCCAAGCUCAGGCCCCAGCCCAUAUACGGGAAACUGAUACAGAAGCUGUUGAAACUCAACCUAAGGAAAUAGCCCGAUCAAGACUUGACACCGGAAGUGACAUAUUUGACCAACUGACCUCAGUAUUUGAGGAAGUGAGCAUAUCAAGCCCACACAAAGCAGAGCCUGUGGUCGAUCCUUUAGUAAAUGAUGAGGACACAUCUCAUAGUCGACACAGUCGCGAGUCAGAAGAUUUGAAAGUUGCUUUUGGAAAGAGAAACUUAUCACACCUUCUCCAGCUAGAUGGAGCGGAUAUCUUGGUGGACGUGUGCUCCAGUUUGACAUUCCUGGGAAGAUAUUCCCAGCGCUACAAAGAGGCAGUGGCAGGCACCUCUUUCAUCAUGCCUAACACUCUGGUGGAGGCCCUCACAUCAAGGACAAGCUACCAGUGUCUGCUGAGCGAUAUUUCCAUUGUGUGGCGAGCCUUUAGCCUACCUAUACUGGAGCCACUGUCUCCAAAGAGGAUGGAGAAAAUUGUCAACAUCACAAUGAGCUGUCUGUAUGCCUCUCUGUCUGUUGCCAUGGCAAACAAUGUUGUGGCUCUAACCAGCACUACUCCAGCCAAGUCAACAUCAAGUAAAGACGAAGAGAUUGACAACUAUGGAACUACUGUUAUUCAAAGAAGUCUGGAAGUAUUCAACACAGUAUCAACUGUUAUGAGGAAUUCCACAAGAGCAGGAGGCAAUACGGCCCAAAACCUGAAUCUAAUGGCGGCUUGGUUGUUGUUGGGGGGUCUACAGAACAUCGUUGUCCUCACUCCCUCCACUGUGUUGGAAAGGAAGGAACCAAGUAAACCCAGGGCGCCUGUCCAGCCAUCCGACAGCUCUACUAAACCAAAGGAGGUACAGUCCUCUAGUCGUGGCGGCACUUGGAAAAGCUCGUUCCACGGGUUUGGAGCAUUAUCUGUUGCCCUGGCUACCAAGGCUGUACAACUGGUGCAGGAGUUGCUGGCUGAUCUACAGGUCGAGGGCAUGGUGCCAGAUCUGGGAACAACUGCUCCACCAAAACCUGGCCUAGACUUUACCAUCAUGACGUACCAGACAGCCUGGAAACGUGUCAAGAAGCUGCUGAAUAGCAUUAAUCUGACAGACCUAUUGUUCAACCUGGUGGAAAAUUCCUUCAGAAAGGCAUCUCUGCUGCGCAGGCUGAAGCAGGGGACCGAGUCGUCCGAGACAAGUAGUAGCAGUGCGUCCGACUCCAACACAUUCUACGAGGAUGACUUCAGCUGCUCUGAGGAAAGCAGUGAUGAUGAGGAUGAGGAUUCAGAGCCAAUCCUCGGUGGUCUGUUUGAGGAGCCAGUCCCUAUCUCGGACACUAUGGAGCCCUCUGCCCCACCCCCAGUUCCUGCUCGUGUUGACGUUCCUAGUGAAGGCAAACGGUCCCGUAAGAUCAGCAGUGGGGACAGCCCCAACUUUGUUCCAGACAAACGGGAGCCAGAAGGGUUUGUCCUACUGGCUGCAGACAUCCUGACCUUCCUAAGUCAGUCCUUCCUCAAUGCUACAGACCGUGAACUACAGAAGAUAUUACGAUCUUCCCUGAACGAGGAUCACAUGGGAAAUCUGGCCACACUUGUACGUGAACUUGACCGGGAGUGUAUCAAGUACGCAUCUGACAAGGUGUUUGAUGGUUUGUCAAUAGCAUUGGCCAAAUUCAACCACAAUCUCAUCUCCAAGGGAUGUCUUACCGAGACACUGGAGGACAUACUGCUGAGCCAGUUGGGUAUUAACCCUAGUGCCGUGGAGCCCUGGCCAAUGACAGUGCACACCCGGACCCUUGCUAUCCUGGCAGAGGUCAUACUCCUCAAACAGCAGCGUGAACGUGAGGCCAAGCUCAUGAAAAGUCAAAGUGAGGCUGCAGUGAUCAGUAUCUGGGUCAACUUCAUCACAACUCUGAAGAGCAACAUUAUUGAGCUUGAUCCUCAGGUUGACUCCUGUGACGAUAUCAACGUGGAACACCUGCAGUUGCUUAUCUUCCUGUUCCACAGUCUGCCCCUGAUGAAGAAAAAGUCACUCCUGCUGCAGAUGGCACAGAAUCUGAUUGCCAUAAACGAGAUGGACAUUGUUAAGCUGGAGAACAUGGUGCCACUGCCCCUCACCCGACUGUUGGUUGUGUUUGAGUAUCUUCUACACUACUUCUAUGAUCCACCCCCUGAACUCAUGGAACAGGUGAGAUGGAACCUGUUUGCUGUACAUGCCCAGACAGCUGCCCCAGAGGAGGAUGGACUUUCAUCUAGACAGACGGAGUUCUUCGCCUGCAGAGAGGUGGAGGAAAACUAUCGGAGAAACCUCACUGCUCAGGAAAUCUCCGACGGCAUACAGAGACCACGUUUCUACAACCUGGGACCAAUCAAUGUCAAUUCACAGGAGACCCCUAAAGUGGACGGACUGGCAUGUAGUUUCCUGCUGUCCAGUGCCGACGUGGUCAACUAUAACCAGUUGUACGAUGCCUGUAUCUCUCUGUCGAUGGUGGGCUCUAAGUGUGAUAAGGUCAAGGGAAAGCUCUCCAUACUGGAUGCGUCGGCACUCCACUAUCACUUUUACGUAAACUGGCGACUACUGGCAUGCCUGCCCCCCUCCAUACAGUAUCUCCGCAUGCUUGAGAGUGGCGAGCUGGAUAUGUCAAAUGGACACAUCUUACACACCUUGCGGUGGGUCUCCAGGCUCGGACACAAGGUCUUCAGUGGCUGGAUGAAGGAUUACCUGGUGAAGCAGGGGUUGACCACACAGCAGUCCGAGACCCUACUGACCAGUGCUAACAAGGUCGCUAACAACGUCAACUACGACAUACGCCUGGCAAUGAACUUCAAUGUAAAUGCAAUGCUGCUGAUUAGCCAGAAGGAAAUCAUUGGACCGACUGACCUUCCCGGCUUGACCUCGGUGAUGUUACUGGAUGCAGUCGUAGCUAAGAUACAGGUGUCUCUGGAGGAGACCUUCACCAGAGCUAUGGGAGACAUAGACCCUCACAAAGCUAUGGAGAUUGCCCUGGACCUGAUCCCAGCCACACUGCUACAGCUUGAGACCUACAGUGUUUAUGUGAGGUCAUGUAUCCUGCACCAGCUGAAGCUGGACGAGGACAGCGAGAUGGUGCUGACUCCACGUCAGCUUGAUGGGUAUGGCACUGUGAUGAGUCUGGGCUCCACCUCUCCCUCCAAGGUCUCGGUCCUGGGGGCAGACAUCAUGGGCACCCUGCCCCGCCCAAUCUCCCUAGCCAUCGAUGUUAAGUGGUCCUCCAACACCCACAAUGAGUUUCCUAGCACAGGGGCAUGGAAAAGUGACUUUACCAAUGACAUUUUGCCAGGAGAGAGCUACAUAGACGCCGUUCUUACAGCCCACACUGGUACACUGUCCAUGGAGCCCACCUUCAGCAUCAAUGCCUCUCUGAAGCAUGUCCUUAUGGCUUUAGUCAAAUUUGCCUCGGACCUUGUGAUAUGGUGCCCAGACACAGCCAGCAGUAAGGAGAUGAUCAGAGUCAUGUUUCCCUUCACACUGGACGCAUCAACGGCCUACCUGGCUGAUAUGGUUACCCAAUCCCUAGAGCGGUUCCUUGGACCAGUGGAUGGCGAUGAAUUUAUGGAGAAGACAUUCCAUUAUGUAUUCUCUGUGUGUCACGACUUGUGUGUGAACUUGUCUGAGCCGGAAACUGGCCUGGAGGAGAAAGUCUUCCUUGAUUGUCUCAAGUUUAUGGAGAACCAUAUAGAGAAGGCGCCAGAGCGCAAGGCCUUUUACAAGUUCUACACAGAGUCUGCAGAUUUAAGCCAGCUGGUGUUGUCGGCUGCCAAGGAAAAUCUGACAUCUCAAUACUCCACAAAGAUUCUACGACUCCUCAGCAAGCUGUUUCAGCUGGCGGAUAAGAGUGGUGACAAGUGUUAUGAGGUACUCAGUGGAUCACUGUCCAGUCUGGCUCAAAUGGACCUGCCCAAGAUGAUACUACCCUCAGAGGACCAGGAGGAUGAGAACACCCUGAGAGAAAACAGAAUGCUGCUUAGGACAGUUACAAUGCAUCUUGUGAAACCAAACAGCCUGGUGAGUGAGAAGGUGCCCCUGUCUAUCCUGUGUUCCUUGAUUCCUCUGGGCGGGAUCCUCCUGACAGGGUCAGAUAGGGAGAUCACGGGAUUCCCAGAGCUGAUGAUGGUCAUGCACACCUUGGCUGGUGCUGGUCAAGGCAGUGGACACAGCAUGCUGUUUCAGGCCGCUACUGGAUGGCUUGACCGAUGUACGGUCUUCUUGAACAAAAAAGAAAUUCUGGAAAAAAUGACUUCAGAAAAUGGACACGCUAACAAGCCUAUCCUGGACACGUUAUGUUGCCUGCUGUCCUACAUUGGAGAAAUCCUGGGGGCUCUCAAGAGAAGCUCAGAGAAAAGCGGUAUUCUGUCGCCUCCCAUGGACAGUGAUAUGGCAGUACCUCAGGAAGGAGACAUGGACUGGAUGGAGGAUCUAACACAGGAGGAGGAUGACUCGGGAGGCGAGGACUCUGAUGAGGAAUCCCUCAACAACAAGCUGUGUACAUUCACUGUCACACAGAAGGAGUUUAUGAACCAGCACUGGUAUCACUGCCACACUUGUAAGAUGGUGGAUGGUGUGGGUGUGUGUACAGUGUGCGCUAAAGUCUGUCAUAAAGAACACGAUUUGACGUACGCCAAGUUUGGAUCCUUCUUCUGUGAUUGUGGGGCUAAGGAGGAUGGCUCUUGCAAGUCUCUGGUCAAGCGUUCUGCCCAGAGUGGAUUGGACAGUCUUGACAAUAUGGCGGGAGCUUCACCAUUCUCUAUGGAAACCAUGUUACCCAGCAGUCUGAGGCGACGCAUGUCGUCCCCAGGUCCCAUGGAGAAACAGACUGAUGUUAACAAGAUGGCCGAACAGGUGAACAAAGCCCGAGAGGCCUUGAGUCGUCAGGUGGAGGGGAGCAGGGAGAACCUGCUACAGCACAUGGAAUCAUCCAAUACAGUGAAGACUAUACUCAACAUGUUGGAGACUAUCCUUCCCACCCUUACCGACACCUACCAGAGGGUAUCACCCAUGGGCAGUACCCAGCGGGCUCAGAAGGCACUCCAUGAUCUCCACACCCAGCCAAAGACCACCGAGACCACUGAACAGCUCAUGACAGUUACAUUGGGGUCCCAGGAAGGUGCCUUUGAGAAUGUGCGUAUGAACUAUAGCGGUGACCAGGGUCAGCAGAUACGUCAACUUAUAUCGGCCCACAUGCUGCGUCGUGUGGCCAUGUGUGUGCUAGCAUCCCCUCAUGGCAAGAGGCAACAUCUAGCUGUCAGUCACGAGAAGGGAAAGAUCACAAUCCUACAGCUGUCUGCACUCCUAAAACAAGCUGACUCCAGCAAAAAGAAGCUUACCCUCACUAGAUUGGCAUCAGCACCGAUCCCCUUCACGGUCCUGUCUAUCACCGGUAACCCCUGUAACGAGGACUUCCUAGCUGUAUGUGGACUAAAGGACUGCCAUGUUCUGACCUUCAACAGUUCAGGAUCAGUAGCUGACCACCUCGUUCUACAUCCAACACUGCCUACUGCCAACUUCAUCAUCAAGGUGGUGUGGCUUCCAGGAACCCAGACGGAGCUGGCUAUUGUCACAGCAGACUUUGUCAAGAUUUAUGACCUUGGAGCAGAUGCACUGAGUCCUCAGUAUUUCUUCCUCUUGCCAAGUGGUAAGAUUCGUGAUGCAACAUUCAUCUUCUCCGAGGAGGGACGUCAGAUUGUGCUGAUGUCAUCCACUGGCUAUGUGUAUACCCAACAGAUGGAGGACAGCAGUAGUGCUAAACAUGGUCCCUUCUACAUCACAAAUGUACUGGAUGUCCAGCACCCUGACCUCAAGGAGAGUAACGGUCAGAUUGCAGGAGGGGGCGUGUCUGUGUACUACUCACACGCACUUCAGCUCCUCUUCUUCAGCUACAGCCAAGGGAAGAGUUUUGCCACCUACAUAACUGAGGAUCCUCUCCUGUUCUCUAUUGCUCUUAAAAGUAAUGGUGGAGGGAAGGGAAGUAGCAAUGGUCAGCCCCUGGUCCAGUGGUCAGAGAUCCCAGGACACACUGGCCUCAUGUACUGUAUGACCCAGACCUCUAACAACCCAGUCGUGCUCAUGAUCAAACCAGAUGUCAUUCUAGCACAGGAGAUCAAGGUUGUACCUGCCAAGGCCAAGGUCAGUACACCAAAGAUUCAAGAUGUAGUGGCCAUUCGACAUUCUGCUUCCAAUUCAGAUCAGCAACAGCGGACAACAAUGAUCUUGUUGUGUGAGGAUGGCUCCCUAAGGAUCUACAUGGCUAAUGUUGAUAGCACCAGCUUCUGGCUGUCCCCCUACCUCCAGCCCCAGUCCCCUAUCGCAGUGCUCAAACCUGCAAAGAAGAGGAAGAGCAGCAGGACAGGGAGACCAGUCGGCUCUGUGUCCUUCCCCAUAGACUAUUUUGAGCAUUGCCAGCAGACCAGCGAUGUAGAGUAUGGUGGCAAUGACCUUCUACAGGUGUAUAAUACUACCCAGGUAAAACACCGACUCAACACCACCGGCAUGUACGUAGCCAGCACCAAGCCGGCUGGAUUUAACAUUGAAAUAAACAAUACCAAUGCAUCCAAUGUGAUGGUGGGUUGUCGUGUCCUGGUCGGUAGUCAGAAUGUACAGAGGGCACCGUCCUACCUGGAGGUGUUUGGGCGUACAACGCAGGUAACGUUACAGGUAAACCUCACCAACAGGUACCGCUGGUUUGACCUGCCUUUCACCAGGGAAGAAUCUCUUAUGGCUGACAAGAAAUUUACCCUGUUUGUGGGAGCGAGUGCAGACUCUGCAGGAGUGACCAUGGUCGACUCCAUCAAGGUGUUUGUGAAGACCAAGGAAGCGUUUGGCUGGCCAGAGGAGGCAGAUGAGUUUCCAGAGUCCCAGGCAGUGGUCAAACCUGCUGCAUCCACCGCAGCCAUCACUAACAUUGACAGUGACUCCAUACCCUCUACGCCCUUACCUCUAACCUCUGCUGACAGACUUCUGGGGAGUGCAUUAGAAGUUUUGGACGGAGCAUUUGCAUCAUCACUAUGUGAAGAAAAGGAUCCGCUACACCAGUUGACCCUGGAUAUCGCCACCAGCCUGCUGACUCUGCCGACACCUCACAGUGUACAGCAGCACACCAAGUCUCUCUUGGCCUCACUGUUCCCCAACAGACUGUCCUACUACAACCACAAGGACCAGGCUGAGCUGGUACAUGUUAUGACCUUGCUGUCACGAGAGGAAUGUGACAUGGAUGUAGAGGCGUACCAGCGUCUGUUGGUCACCGCCAGGUCAGUGGCUGUUGCCAGGCCACACAACCUCAUCAAGUUUGCAGAAAAGGGCUCCAUGGCUGCCAGCAGUGAGGAAGUAUUGGAGGUCACAGACCUGGAGCAGGAGGAUGGAGAAGAGAAAUUUGAUAGCCAGUAUAUGUCCAAUCUUUCCCAGCUGGACAGUAAGGAGACUGGACACUUUGUCACUCACCUAAUGGAGGCCUUCUGGAAACUACACACUCUAAAGCCUCCUAACCCCAUGCUGGCUCCUGUCUGUCUGCCAGGUCUGAGUCAUGUCGAUGCAACAGUUGGGGCCCUAGUAGAAAUCAUUCAUGCCUUCACUGUGUGUGAGAUUGAUAACACCCCACUCGCCACCAAGAUGUAUGUCCGUCUCCUGCUCUGUCAGGACCAAAUGGUGAGCUUCGCCUGUAAGCAGGCCAUGAUCCGAUGUCUUCGUCCCAGACAUCGUCGUCGCCGGGUCUGUAUACCCUCACCCCCCAGGUGUAGCUCACCAGGGGUAGCAGAAGAUGAUGAUGAUGAUGAAGACGAUGAUGAAGAUGACGACGACGAUGAUGAGGACAAGGGAGCCAAACCAGCAGCACCUCCUGCUCAGCGCUCACUGCAGGAAAUGGCCCAAGAACAGCAAGACGAGGACGAUGGGGACGAACACUUUGAAGUGGUGGAGAACAACGAGCCUAUGGUAAUGGAGCCUGGAGAACAGGGUCACGGAGGGCCCAUACCACUUGAAGCACUGUUUGCAGGUGGGGUGAACUUCCCCCCCAUGGUUGACAUCCCCCCGGAUGCUGACGAUGAGACAAUGGUGGAGCUAGCUAUUGCUCUCAGUCUGCAGGAUCAGCCUGGUCACAGCGGUGGAUUGGGACUACAGGGCCUUGGCAUCAGCAGGUCACAACAGGGUGCGAUGUCCCUAGAAGAAGGGCCACUGUCAGAUACAACAGCCUCGGCCCCUGGCAGUGACGAUGAGAUUGGCAGUAAUGCAGCAACAGACGGGUCCACACUACGCACGUCUCCUGCAGAACAUGCAGGCAGUGGUGGCUCAGAAAGUGGAGCUAGUGGACGAAGUAGUGCAUACGGGGAGAGGGACCGGGAGAGCACUAUGUUCAGUGCCCGCAGCGAGACCAGCAGUGUGGGCAUGCACAGUGGCUCACUUCCUCAGGAAACAGAGGGCUCAGAAAUGGACGCAGACUAUGACACAAGUGUCAGAUUACACAACCUACGCCUGAUCUUACUGGAGCGCCUUCUACAAUACAUUCCCGAGGUGCGGGAGGUGGGUGGUGUCCGUGCCAUACCAUUCAUGCAGGUUCUUCUAAUGCUGACCUCUGACCUAGACAGCGAAGAGGAGAAGGACAAGGCUGCACUGGACAGUGUGCUGACCUCUCUCAUCAAGGAAUUGGACCUUUCUGGACAGGGCCUUGAUAAUGUGUCAUGCAGAAGUAAGAACUUUGAGGUCAAGCUGGUAUUGCUGAGGUUACUGAGUGUGUUGCUGUCCAGGACAAAGGCUGGAACCAAGCCUUCCUCAGAGUCGUCAUCCUCCUUCAUCAGUAACACGUCAGCCUCAGCACUGAUCUCGAGUGACAGUAUCACCUACUGUCUCAAGAUCCUGUGUAACCUACUGCCCUUCUGGAAACAGUUCUCCUCUCAGGAGGAGGAUGGAAGUGCUGUGACUGGCCAGUUACUGAAGCCACACCCCACACAUCCACCCCCAGACAUGUCGCCCUUCUUCCUACGCCAGUAUGUGAAAGGUCAUGCCAGUGACGUGUUUGAAGAUUACCCACAACUUCUCACAGAGAUGGUCCUUCGACUCCCAUACCAGUUAAAGAAGAUAUCUGACGGUGUGGCCAGUGUACCGGCUGCCAGCUUUGACUACACAUGGAAUACAACACUUGCUGAGUACAUGAUGACACAGCAGACUCCAUUUGUCAAAAGACAAGUCCGCAAGUUACUGCUGUUUAUCUGUGGAACCAAGGACAAGUAUCGCCAGCUGCGAGACCUGUAUGCUGUGGAGUCCCACCUACAUACUGUGAUGGACCAGUGUAAGGAGGGAGGACUUGUUGUAUCGGAGGCUAUACCUACCCCCAUCAUACUGUCUUAUGACACACUACUGAACAUCGUCGAGCAUCUGAAGAUCUGUGCUGAGAUCGCUAGUGAGCGCCCAGUCAACUGGCAGUUGUAUUGCAGAGAUCACCAAGGAGUGUUGGGGUUUCUAGUGAGGGCCAGUAUUGUGCUAGAUGAGGGAGUGGCACCCACGGUCCUACAGCUGCUACAGUGUGCCCUGUGUGGGUCAAAGGGUCCAGUCACUGGUCACACAGGGUCUGGGGGUGGGGCUGCCACCAGUUCCCCAGCCAAACACAAGAAAGACAAGGACAAGGACAAAGACAAAAACGAGGAUUCUGAUGACGGCCAGCGACACGAUGAAGCUUUGUGUGUCAAUCUUGUACAAUUGUUGAACCGUGUCCUGGACAAAGACCUGAUGAUUCGCUUCCUGCGCACCUUCCUCCUGGAGUCCAAUGCCACCAGUAUACGCUGGCAGGCUCACAGCCUGCUCUACAACAUCUACAAGAACUCCAGUCUGUCUGAGCAGGAACAUCUACUAGAGCUGAUGUGGAGCCUGUGGAAGGAACUACCGCUCUAUGGACGGAAAGCUGCACAGUUUGUCGACCUACUCGGAUACUUUGUACUCAAGACGCCUCAAACCUCUGAGAAAAAGACCAAACAGUACUUGGAGAAGGCUAUAUCAGUGCUGAAAGAGGAAAACCAGAUUCUUUCCAACCAUCCUAAUGCCCAGAUCUACAAUAUGUUACAGGGGCUGGUUGACUUUGACGGGUAUUACCUGGAGAGUGACCCCUGUCUAGUGUGUAACAACCCAGAGGAGGAAUCCACGAACCUGAAGCUGUCUGCCAUCAAGGUAGACUCCAAGUUUACAACGACCACACAGAUUGUGAAGCUGGUGGGGAGCCACACCAUCUCCAAGAUCUCUCUCCGCAUCAGUGACUUGAAGCGCACCAAGAUGGUACGAGUGAUGAAUAUCUACUACAAUAACAGGACAGUACAGGCCGUGGUCGAGCUCAAAAACAAACCUGGACUAUGGCAUAAGGCACGCAAAGUGACCUUGUCUGCAGGUCAGACUGAUGUGAAAGUGGACUUCCCGAUUCCUAUCGUGGCGUGUAACCUGAUGAUAGAGUACGCUGACUUCUACGACAAUCUGCAGGCCACGGCAGAGACACUCCAGUGCCCACGGUGUAGUGCCUCUGUUCCCGCUAACCCAGGAGUGUGUGGCAACUGUGGAGAGAAUGUCUUCCAGUGCCACAAGUGCAGAGCUAUAAACUAUGACGAGAAGGAUCCAUUCCUGUGCAACGCCUGUGGCUUCUGUAAAUAUGCCAAGUUUGACUUCACUCUGACAGCCAAGACCUGCUGUGCUGUCGACCCUAUAGAGAAUGAGGAAGACCGCAAAAAGACAAUCUCAACUAUCAACAGCCUACUGGAGAAGGCUGACAGGAUCUACAAACAGUUACAGCAUCACCGCCCUCUACUGGAACAGCUGCUGGUACAGGUUACAGAACACAGCUCGGAGAAACUGCCGCAGGAUGAGGCUGCGACUGGCUCAGGUGGAAGUGGAGCCGCGGCUGCCAUUACCAACAGUAGUGUUAACAAGUCAAUACAACAGCUCGCCAUCAAGUAUUGUAGUGAGUGCAAGUCCUCCUUUGACGAACUCAGCAAGACCAUACAGAAAGUGUUGGCGUGUCGUAAGGAGUUGGUGGAGUAUGACUGUCAACAGAGGGAGGCUGUGGCCGCAGCUAGUCGAGCCUCGCCACUCUCUUCUCCCCGUGACACUGCAGACAACACCAAGGUCAGGGAGGUCACUUGUAAACCCAAGGCUACUAAGGACAUAGGGCGUCCAAGCAACUGUUAUGGCUGUGCCAGCUCAGCAGUGGAACACUGUAUCACACUGCUGAGGGCUCUCGUCACCAACACCAACCUCCGCCAGAUACUGUGUAGCCAGGGAAUGAUUAAGGAGUUGAUUGAUUUCAACCUAAGACAUGGGACACUAAAUGUAAGGACAGAAGUACGCCACCUCCUCUGUCUCCUCACCAAGGACAGCCGCCGAGGCACAGAGGAGAUGAACAACCUCAUCAUGACCCGCAUCGCUGCUGCCCUCAAGGGUCACUUCUCCAACCCUGACCUGGGAUCAUCUGUGAGACAUGAGAUCCUCCUGUUGGCACGAUCCCUACAGCAGGAAGACACCUGCUGGGAACAACGAGUCCGCUGUGUGAUGAGGUUGUUUUUAAUGGGGAUGCAGCUGAAACAGCCUGUAAUCAUGGACAGCAUUACACUCCCUUGUCUACGAAUCCUCCAGCAUCUCAUCAAGCCAGGGGGAGCCACUGUCAGCACCACUGUCACUGUUGUUAAUGAAAAGGAUAACAGAGGUCCAGAAGUACAGCCAUCUGGUGUCGGACAGCUGCCUGCCGAGCUCCACGUCAACAGUAAGGCAUGGCUAGCUGGUGAUCCGAGGAACUCUUUCCAGGCGUGGCGCAAACGUCUUCCUAAGAAAGUGUCAGUAUCCCAGGAGUCGGAUGAGAAGCCUAAAGACAGACCUAACAAGAAGGAGGUUAGAGCACGCUUCCUGAUGGAGAAAUAUGCUGCCAGAUGGCGCCAAAAGAUGUGGAAGACACCUGCCGUCUGUCUGAAAUUGACGCAGACCACGUGGCUGAAGCAGGCAAUGUUCUCCCCAUCAUCCAGAUCAGCACGUCAGACAGCCUGCAGCAUUGUAGAGUCCAUAGCUCAGAUGCCAACCCGCAAGAAAGAAAUCAUAGACAUGCUCACUCUCUGCCUGGACGACAUCGGUCAGAGUGGAGAGAGUGCUACCAACUUCCUGGUACUGUACAAACGCCUCAUAGCACCAUCCUACUGGAAGUACUACCUGGCUAUCAAGGGUCUGCUCUUCCACAUAGGAGAACUUAUCACAAAGGAGGUGGAACAGCUUCAAUACCUUGAGGAGACGACCUUGACCUCUGACCUUGCCCAGGGGUUUGCGCUGAAGGCUAUGAUAGAGCUGCUGUCCCUGUUUGUAGAACAGGAAGUCAUCAAACAGCACUACAAGAACAAGCUGGUUGGCUAUGUCCUCAAUGGUUACCUGUCUCUACGCAAACUUGUUGUCCAGAGGACGAAGCUCAUUGACGACACCCAGGACAAACUGCUGGAGCUACUAGAGGAGCUCACCACAGGUACAGAGUCAGAGACUAAGGAAUUCAUGCAGGUGUGUGUGCAGACAGUGAAGAAGUACCCCGAGGAUGACUACCGGUCUCCUGUAUUCAUCUUUGAGCGGCUGUGUAGCAUCAUAUUCCCUGAGGAGAGUGACACAGGAGAGUUUCUUAUGAUCCUGGAGAAAGAUCCACAGCAGGAGGACUUCUUGCAAGGGAGGAUGCUGGGUAAUCCCUACAGCACAAACGAACCAGGUCUGGGGCCACUGAUGAGGGACGUCAAAAACAAAAUCUGCCAAGACUGUGAGUUGGUUGCCCUCCUGGAGGAUGAUACUGGGAUGGAGCUGUUGGUCAAUAAAAAGAUCAUCAGCCUUGACCUGCCUGUACGUGAGGUCUACAAGAAAAUCUGGGCAGUGGAGCAUGGCGAGGGAGAACCUAUGCCAAUUAUCUACCGGAUGCGGGGACUACUAGGUGAUGCUACUGAGGACAUGGUCAACUCACUGGAUACCAGUACCGAGGAAGAUGUAGACAAGGAGGAGGUGUACAAGAUGGCCAAUGUACUGAAUGAGGGGGAAGGUCUCAAAGUCAUUUUACAGAGGUUGCCUUCCAUCAAGGAUUUGGUGUUAGGUAAACAGCUGAUGACAGUCCUCCUCAAGCUGUUUGGGUUCGCUGUCAAUGUCAAGGCUAACCGCCAAGAGCUCAUCAAGCCAGAGAUGAACACCAUUAAUAUCAUGCUGGGGGCCCUCAAUAUGGCAUUAUGGGCUGAACAAGAAAGCUCUUCCACCAAGGCACAGACAAUCUCAGAACAGAUCCUGCAAAUCAUGGAAGUCAUACUCUUGGAAGCCAGCUCCCAGCCACCUGAACAGUACAGGGAUUUCUCUAAGCUUUGCGGUGACAAGGACCAGUUGAUGCUGUUACUGGACCGUAUCAACAGUCCUUUUGUGCGCUCCAAUGCAAACGUGCUACAGGGCCUGAUGAGACUCAUCCCCUUCCUCGCCUUUGGAGAGGAGGAUAAGAUGCUGGCUCUCAUCAACCACUUCAAGCCCUACAUAGACUUUGCCAAGUUUGACCUAGAACACAGUCAAGAUGAGCUGGUGCACCUGGAUUGUUUCUGUGCUGUGGCCUGUAGUAUAGAGAGUAAUGUGAAUGGUAUCAGGCUGAAGGAUAUGAUUGUGGAACAUGGUAUCUGUAAGAUGGCAGUGGACUACAUACUGAAGAACACACCAAUGUUCAAGACACUCCUAGCGACUGACGCUGAGAACUGGAAGGACUUCCUGGGUAAGCAGGCCCUGAGCUAUGUGCUGCGGCUGCUGACAGGACUGUGUAGCGGCCACCCGCCCUCCCAGCUGCUGAUUGGUGCAGAGUGUAUCCCCAUCCUACACAAGCUGGAGCAGGCCUCAUCAGACCAACACAUAGGUACCAUGGCUGAGAACCUGCUGGAGGCUUUACGCGAACACGAGGAGGUCGCCGCAAAGAUUGAAGAUUUCCGACACCAAACCAAAGCAGAGAAGAAGCGAUUGGCCAUGGCAAAGAGAAAGAAACAGUUGGGGGCACUGGGCAUGAUGACAAAUGACAAAGGUCAGGUGACGGUGAAGGGCUCCGUGCUGAAACAGAUGGAGGAUUUGAAAGAGGAGACUGGUCUCACUUGCUGUAUUUGUAGGGAAGGUUACCGCUACCAACCACAAAAGGUCCUGGGAGUGUAUACAUUUGCCAAGCGUGUAAACCUGGACGAUUUUGAGUGUAAGCUGCGUAAGACCCCAGGCUACAGUACAGUAUCACACUUCAACGUAAUCCACGUGGACUGUCACACAGCGGCUGUGCGCCAUGCACGCGGUCGUGAGGAAUGGGAGAGUGCAGCUCUUCAGAACGCCAACACCAAAUGUAACGGUUUGCUACCGCUCUGGGGACCCCAGGUUCAGGAGUCGGCCUUCGCAACCUGUCUUGCCCGCCAUAACUCGUACCUUCAAGAGUGUACAGGCGUGAGGGACCCCACCUAUCUCUACACGGUCCACGACCUCAAGAUCCUCCUUCUACGCUUCUCCCAGGAACGCUCCUUCAGUGACGACAGCGGGGGAGGUGGGCGUCAGAGUAAUGUGCACCUGAUACCACACAUGAUGCACAUGGCCCUUUAUGUUAUAAACACGACAAGGUCAUUCAGCAGAGAGGAGAAAAAUCUAACAACAUUUUUAGAACAGCCGAGGGAGAAAUGGGUAGAAAAUAGCUAUGAGACGGAGGGUCCCCUCUACUGGACUGUGAUGGCGUUGCAUGUCAUGUCAUGGGACAAAUGGAACCAGCACCGCCUGAAGUUCCUGGAAAGGAUUCUAGUCCUCGCUCAUACACGUGCUGUUAGCCCUGGUGGGGCCAAGAGUUUAUCUAACAAGACAGCAAAGGAGUAUGGUGCCUACAAGCCCUACCUAGUGUUCUAUGGUCUGGUCAUAGCUCUGUAUGACAAGGGGUACAAGGUAAGCCAGCGUACAGUAUAACCCGGUGUUCUAUGGUCUGGUCAUAGCUCUGUAUGACAUGGUGUAUAAUGUAAGCCAGCAUACAGUAUAACCUAGUGUCCUAUGGUCUGGUCAUAGCUCUGUAUGACAAGAUGUAUAAGGGAAGCCAGCAUACAGUAUAACCCAGUGUUCUAUGGUCUGGUCAUAGCUCUGUAUGACAUGGUGUAUAAUGUAAGCCAGCAUACAGUAUAACCUAGUGGUAUAUUGUCUAGU